CCCAGCCUCACCUGUGCCCCUGACCUGUGCCCACAGGUAGCUGGGGCCCUCACCUGAUCAUCGUGCCCACGUCGGUGAUGCUGAACUGGGAGAUGGAGCUCAAGCGCUGGUGCCCCAGUUUCAAGAUCCUCACCUACUACGGCGCCCAGAAGGAGCGGCGCCUCAAGCGACAGGGCUGGACGAAGCCGAACGCGUUCCACGUGUGCAUCACGUCGUACAAGCUGGUGCUGCAGGACCACCAGGCCUUUCGCAGGAAGAACUGGAAGUACCUGAUCCUGGACGAGGCCCAGAACAUCAAGAACUUCAAGUCCCAGCGCUGGCAGUCCCUGCUCAACUUCAACAG
Neopelma chrysocephalum (saffron-crested tyrant-manakin) is the source of this 343-nucleotide messenger RNA. Its product is annotated as helicase SRCAP-like. Gene Ontology annotation, molecular function: ATP binding; ATP-dependent chromatin remodeler activity; ATP hydrolysis activity. The transcript has 2 exons. The record is from RefSeq and is a predicted model, not a curated record. The annotation marks the transcript as partial. Gene Ontology annotation, cellular component: Swr1 complex. Lineage: Eukaryota; Metazoa; Chordata; Aves; Passeriformes; Pipridae.